GCGAUCGUACAGUAAGCUGUCAAAAGCUUGUUGCUUAAAUCUGUGCAGAGCUACAAAGUAAGGAAGAAAUGAGGUCGGAAUCGCCGUAGAAAUAACAAGCUUUAAUUCUACGAUCGGGACGCGACUCAGACGUUCGCCUGAGGCGACAUUUCGGGAAGACUUGACAUCUUCUUUUCCCGUGAGUUCGGUUGCCGUGUCGUGUGUCCUAGCUUGGUGCGUGAUAGUCGUCUCCUGUGGGAAGCGGUUCAUCGUGAUGAUGAGAUUACCCACAGAAAGUGCCUUUGAGAAGAUGUCCCCGACCUGAAGUUGGACUGUGGUUGGCCGACGCUCUGUUUUAGGGUCACACUCGAACAGCUCCGAGCACACGUCUCUACAUAGCCGCGUCACCCAAGGGAAGGCUAGGUUUGAGCCAUAUGGAAAGAGGAUGAUCAAGAUCGACAACACUCACCAGAUCAUUUAUGACUAACGUGACAAGUCACUGUCCUUUUUGAAAUCCGUUUUAAAAACAGCAACUUCAAGUCUUUAGCUGACCAGACUUUUCUGCAGCAGCUAAAUGAGGAGUCGCCCACCUGUUGUAAAAGGAGAAAGAACCAUAUCUACGAGUUUAAAUCAACCUACUGGUUUUAGUUUUUAGGUUUAUCGGCGAUAGGAUUGACUUUUCGUAUCUAUUGUAUGAUCAAACCCUUUGGAUAUGGCGCUGAAUAUGUCCUCAGUAAGAGACACAAAAUGGCUAACGCUGGAAGUCUGCCGACAGUUCCAGAGAGGGAACUGUUCACGUAGUGAUGAGGAAUGCAAAUUUGCUCAUCCACCGAAGAGCUGCCAAGUGGAGAAUGGGAGAGUCAUUGCCUGCUUUGACUCACUGAAGGGAAGAUGUUCCAGAGAAAACUGCAAAUACCUUCAUCCGCCGUCCCACUUAAAAACCCAGCUGGAGAUAAACGGACGCAACAAUCUGAUCCAGCAGAAGACGGCCGCCGCCGUCCUCGCUCAGCAGAUGCAGCUCAUGAUCCCCGGACAUGGCCUGCAGCCUGUGCAAACAUUUCCCGUCACACAGGGCCUUGGCACAAACGCCGGUCUGGGUUACGGUUCCUACAUGUCCCCACUGAGCCACGGAAUGAGCCUCAUUCCCUCGGACAUCCUCUCCAGCACCCCGGUUCUCGUCCCCGGCAGUUCACCCGUUACAGUCCAGUGCUCCUCCUCCUCGUCCUCCUCCUCCUCUUCCUCCUCCUCUCCCUCGCAGAAGCUGCAGCGUACAGACAAACUAGAGGUGUGUCGAGAGUUUCAGAGGGGAAACUGUGCGAGAGGGGAGACAGAUUGCCGCUUCGCUCACCCCAGUGACAGCCCCAUGAUUGACACCAUGGAUAACACUGUCACUGUUUGCAUGGAUUACAUGAAGAGCCGCUGUUCCAGAGAGAAGUGCAAGUAUUUUCACCCGCCUGCACACUUGCAGGCCAAAAUCAAAUCCAGUCAGCAAGUCAAUCAGACGGCCGUGGCGGCUCAGGCCACAGCUGCAGCCAUGACUCAGUCGACUGCCAAAGCAAUGAAGCGACCCCUCGAGGCAACUGUAGACCUGGCCUUCCCUCACAGCAUCCUGCAACCUGUACCAAAGAGACAAGCUCUUGAGAAGAGCAGCUGGGCCAGCUCUCUCCUCAGCCCCAGUUUAUUGCACUACCACCAGACUCUGGCCAACACACAACUGCAGCAGCCAACUGCAGCGUUUUACCCCACAGGUUCGGUCUUGUGCAUGACUCCUGCUAACAGCAUCGUCCCCAUGAUGUACAGUGCUACGCCUGCUACUGUCUCUGCAGCAACUACUCCCGCCACAAGUGUCCCCUACGCAGCAACAGCACCAACCAAUCAGAUCAUCCUCAAGUAACCGCCAGAGACAGGAGUCAGUGCCAUGUUGCAGCUGUUAAAGGUCUCCAUCAACCGCUCUGUAAAUACACUGUUAACGCCGCACGCAACAUACAACAGGCUGCAUGCUGAUAACAUCUCUGGGCUUCAGAAAAAAAAAAAAUGUACACAUCAAAUUGACUUUUCAUGAUAGAUUAUAUUCAGUAACAAAAACUUGUAGGAUUGUACAAUGUUAGGUAGGCGUCACAGAUGUAUGCGCACACCUUUCCACUCCUGCUAAACAUGCGUCCUCAUUAACGUGGAUGUGAGGCCGGUGAGAGAUUUUCUCAUUUACUGGACGGAGUAAAUGUUCUGAUGCGUCACCAGGACAGCCAUGAAAAUGAGACCGUAGAUCAGGAUCGUAGACACAUUAGUGACACCUCCGUGAUCUGGACGUCAAUAGAAUUGUAACUAUUUUAUAAAUGUAAAUAUUUUAGGUGGAAAGGAUUAGUCUAAUCUGAAAUCCCGUUCAGUGUGUAGACCGUAAAGUCAAUGUCAGGUAUACAGGGGUCCUGUAUUGGAGAUUGUUACAAUUUUAUUUUCAUUUAAUUGAACUUUUUCUUCUUUUUUUUUUUUUAAUGUUAUUUAAACUAAAAAAAUUUUGUUUGUCACAUUAAUGAUUGUUUAUCUAGUGCCAGAUGUAAUUAUUUUAAACUGGUGAAAAAGCACUUAUUCUAACUUUAAGCUUGAUGUUUCAAAGAUGUAAUUUGACAGCAGGUUGAUGAACUCCCUUUAAAUUGCUCCUUAAAAGUCAUGCAUCUCUGUGCUUUGUUGCCAGAGAACUGGAUCAGUGCUCCACCUCCUGGUGUGCCUUUGCAUUGUAAGAACAGGCUGUCGGCCGAGAGAAAAUAACCUGUAAUCCGUUUAAUUUAUUACCUUGAGCCUAAAUUGCCCUGUUAUGGAUCUAUAAGUACUUUUCACUUGUUUAACAUUGAUAGAGAAAACCAGACGCUGCAAAUAAUGUUUAUAACAAGAGUCUCCACAGCCAUGGACGUGAACUCAGUAAGCGUGUAGAAUUACUGCUACUCAUAUUCAAACCCAGGUUUUUGUGAUCCUCGUCAGGGUUACUCGUGGAGUCUUGUGUGAACAGUUAGUCUUAAUGUUACAGUCACCUGUCAGUACUGUAUUAUUUGAAUGUUACAAGUGCCUAAAGAGCUGUGCAUGCAACGACAUCUACGCAUAUUUAGAAGGCUUUACGU
This is a messenger RNA of Salarias fasciatus (jewelled blenny), 3089 nucleotides long. RefSeq names its product muscleblind-like protein 2a. NCBI's taxonomy places the organism in Eukaryota, Metazoa, Chordata, Actinopteri, Blenniiformes, Blenniidae. The transcript is spliced from 10 exons. The record is from RefSeq and is a predicted model, not a curated record. Bases 692 to 1873 code for a protein of 393 amino acids. Gene Ontology annotation, biological process: regulation of RNA splicing. Gene Ontology annotation, cellular component: nucleoplasm; cytoplasm. Gene Ontology annotation, molecular function: RNA binding; metal ion binding.